Messenger RNA from Botrytis porri, 750 nucleotides. RefSeq lists its product as uncharacterized. Bases 1 to 750 code for a protein of 249 amino acids. The record is from RefSeq and is a predicted model, not a curated record. The transcript has 2 exons. Lineage: Eukaryota; Fungi; Ascomycota; Leotiomycetes; Helotiales; Sclerotiniaceae.
AUGUCUGCCAACGAAGAUUUAGAGAUUUCGGGCACCAAACCAGAUUGGAUCUUGAAAAGAACAGAUAUCUUGUACUCUGCAAUCGAUAAUUUUGGCCUUAAUUCUGUACAAACACUUCCGGCGUGCAUGGUGGAUAUGGGGAAAUCCGAUUCGAAAACUACUGAAACCGCCGAUGAUAAAAAGGGAUUCAACAUCACUGUCGCAGGUGAAAGAGUUACGGUGGUCACCAACGGGGGUGAUUCUGGUCUAUUUGAGUGGUUUCCAACGGAAAUAAAAAAAUACGCAUUCCAAGCUCCAAGAAUUGUUCUCGCUUCAUUCAAACAAGUAAAACGUAAUUCCUCAUGCGGCGGUCAUUUUCGACCUAUCUAUAGUGGUCCGCGAAUUUCCCAGCUUUUCAUAAAUCGUCUGACUCGUCAACAAGCAAUUCGAAAAUAUGGUUGUUUAUACAAUAAGAGCGUUUGUCCUAGUGGAUCCAUAGAAAUACCAAAGAUCAAUUAUAAUGCCGCCAAUGAUACAGUGUGGCUCCGCGAAACCGAAUUUUGGUCAGGGUCAAGCAGAAUAAGAUUCCCCUUGAUUGUUCUCGGUAAGAAGUGGAGGGUCCGAAGGUUGGUCAUUGAUUCAUCGUCUCGAAAAGCUCUUAUAGAGAUGGAGAAUCUUAAUCGCUUGUCUGUUGUUCUUGCUUCUCACUUUAGUAGAUUGCGGCAACUAAUUGUCAUUGUGGACCAUCUUGAUCUUACAACUCCUGGUUAA